Molecule: messenger RNA, 5807 nt
Organism: Cheilinus undulatus (humphead wrasse)
Lineage: Eukaryota; Metazoa; Chordata; Actinopteri; Labriformes; Labridae
Product: radixin-like
Exons: 15
Coding region: 278-2023 (581 amino acids)
Biological process (GO): regulation of cell shape; positive regulation of early endosome to late endosome transport; positive regulation of protein localization to early endosome
Cellular component (GO): filopodium; apical part of cell; cytoskeleton
Molecular function (GO): cell adhesion molecule binding; actin binding
Source: RefSeq, a predicted model, not a curated record
UCGAUGCUGGCAUCCCAAAUCGCCUUAUGGUUGUUAAGACUUCAACGGUUUUUCCUGUAUCUGCGAGAAUUUGUUUCGGCAAAGGCAUUAAGAGAUAAGAGCGGAGAGUUGGCGCGGAUUUAUCAAGGUGGACAUUCAGUUCAAUUUGAAGACACCAGGCCUUUCUACCGAGCCAAAGAGCUACUUCGUACCCCGGUCCUGUCAUCCAGGUGUUGUUGCCGUCCUGUGACGGAAUUACCCUCUCAGCUGUCGGGUGAAAGGAAGAGAGGAAGCAAAGAUGCCGAAACCGAUCAACGUCCGUGUGACCACCAUGGAUGCAGAGCUGGAGUUUGCCAUCCAACCUAACACGACAGGGAAACAGCUCUUUGACCAGGUGGUGAAGACGGUGGGACUGCGGGAGGUCUGGUUCUUCGGUCUCCAGUAUGUGGACAGUAAAGGCUACAUCACUUGGCUCAAACUCAACAAGAAGGUGACCCAGCAGGACGUGAAGAAAGAAAACCCUCUACAGUUUAAGUUCAGAGCCAAGUUCUUCCCAGAGGAUGUCUCAGAGGAACUCAUCCAGGAGAUCACCCAGAGACUCUUCUUCCUGCAGGUGAAAGAGGCCAUCCUGAACGAUGAGAACUACUGUCCUCCAGAGACGGCUGUUCUCCUAGCAUCAUACGCCGUCCAGGCAAAGUAUGGAGACUACAACAAAGACGUCCACAAGCUGGGCUACCUUACCCACGACAGACUGCUCCCUCAGAGAGUCCUGGAGCAGCACAAGCUGACCAAGGAGCAGUGGGAGGAUCGGAUACAGACCUGGCACGAGGAGCACAGAGGAAUGCUCAGAGAGGACUCCAUGAUGGAAUACCUUAAAAUCGCUCAGGACUUGGAGAUGUACGGCGUCAACUACUUUGAGAUCAAAAACAAGAAGGGCACACAGCUGUGGCUGGGCGUGGACGCUCUCGGCCUCAACAUCUACGAACACGAAGACAAGUUGACACCAAAGAUCGGCUUCCCCUGGAGUGAAAUCCGGAACAUUUCUUUCAACGACAAGAAGUUUGUGAUCAAACCGAUUGACAAGAAAGCUCCAGACUUUGUGUUCUACGCCCCACGACUGCGCAUCAACAAACGGAUCCUGGCGUUGUGCAUGGGGAACCACGAGUUGUACAUGAGGAGGCGGAAGCCCGAUACCAUUGAGGUGCAGCAGAUGAAGGCUCAGGCCCGGGAGGAGAAGCACCAUAAACAGAUGGAGAGGGCUCAGCUGGAGAACGAGAAGAAGAAGCGGGAGUACGCAGAGAAGGAGAAGGAAAGGAUAGAGCGGGAGAAAGAGGAGCUCAUGGAGAGGCUCAGACAGAUUGAAGAGCAGACGAUGAGAGCUCAGAAAGAGCUGGAGGAACAGACUCGCAAGGCCAUGGAGCUGGAGCAGGAGAGGAAGCGGGCGAGAGAGGAGGCCGAGAGGCUGGAGAGAGAGAGGCAGGCGGCCGAGGAGGCCAAAGCAGAGCUGGCCAAACAGGCCGCAGACCAGCAGAAGAACCAGGAGCAACUGGCUGCAGAACUGGCUGAAUUCACAGCCAAGAUCGCUCUGCUGGAAGAAGCUAAAAAGAAGAAAGACGAUGAGGCCACAGAAUGGCAGCACAAGGCUCUGUCAGCUCAAGAGGACCUGGAGAAGACCAAAGAGGAGCUGAAGACGGCCAUGACGGUGGUGCCGGCUCCUCCAGGUGGCAACACGGAGAACGAGCACGACGAGCAGGAUGAGAACCACGCAGAGGCCAGCGCCGAGCUGUCCAACGAAGGGGUCAGCCAGCUAGACCUCCGCAGCGAGGAGGCGCGCGUCACCGAGGCGCAGAAGAACGAGAGAGUCAAGAAGCAGCUGCAGACAUUAAGUUCAGAGUUGGCCGAAGCCAGAGACGAAACCAAGAAGACACAGAACGACGUCCUACACGCAGAGAACGUCAAAGCGGGCCGAGACAAAUACAAAACCCUGCGCCAGAUCCGGCAGGGCAACACGAAGCAGCGCAUCGACGAGUUUGAGUCCAUGUGAGGGCGCGUCUGCUCCCGGACUCUCGGCGGAUGCUCGGUUUUUCAUGGACAACAGAUGCUCGCCCAGGCAAUCUUGAGAAAUCAUCUUGUCAAAAAACUGCCAAAGUCCUGCCCCACGUUUCCACUCUGAAAUCUAACGGACGUCUCCCUCGUACGGAGCUGCCUACGCCACUCUGAACAAGAUCAUCUUUAACCCUUAAAAGAAACUGUAAACCAAAAUCCAAGCGUUUUUAUUUUGAGCUAACAUGGCCAUAGAAAGCUGCGUUUUUGUUGUUUGCUUGAAGGUUUAGGAUGUUUUCUGUUAACUAUUACCUGUUCUGUUCUUUUGUUUUUAAGUAAUCCCUGCUGCUUUGGUUUUGUUUGUUUUUUUUAAUCAAUGAAGCCCUUCUUUUAAGUUGUCUAACAUGAAUUUAUCAAAGGUUAUGAUUGGAGGGAAACAGUAGGUCAACAUUUCAUUCAGCAUCAAAGCUAUGUUACAUUUAGUCCAAACAUAUCACAAGCUAAUUAUGCUAAAUCUCUUUGUGAGUCCGCAUAUAUCACAAUAUUAUAAAAAUGACUGCAGUGUUUGAGCAGCUUCAUGCCAGGCUGAAUAAAACAUCAACAACAGCAGUAUUUGAAUGAAAGUGAAGCUCGUAGGGAAUAGAGCCACCUGAAAGCAGGUUCUGAUGAAUGAAUGUAGCAGAGGUGACAAAGGGAAAGUGUUUUUUACAUGUAGGGGUGCAUCGCCCUCCAGUCAGAAAGUGUUAAUGGUAGUCGUGCGUGUUCUCCUCAUGCAUCCUCGUGUUUGAUUCCCAGUCACCACGGAUGGUUUUCUCUGCCUACCAGCUCACAGAGGAUCUCAGGGUGAUUUUAAAGGACAGACGGAGGAACAGAUCGGCCGUUUGUCAGUCUGUCUGAUCAUGUAAGUGCGCGUGAAAGGCCAAGUAUGAAUGUGUGCAUGCGUGAAGAGCCCGCUUCCUCUCUGACUGGGGAGCUUAUGAAAACAUCAGUCCUCGACCCUGGGACAAGUCUCUACCUCAGUAAUGUUAGCGGUGAUGGCUGAUCGUCAAACACUUGUGAUGCCUCCCCUUCCCGCCUCUCCAGAAGGUCAAAAAUGAAAGUUACAUGGUUGCUGUUACAUAUUUGGGUGGUGCUUUUUGCAGCUCAGUCGCUAUGUGAUUGAUUUGUAAUGAUUUUAAAAGAACAAAUGAUACUGCUAUUUUAAACCUGGGCUUAUAUUUACAUAUUUUGAACUGUAAAAAGUUCUGCAGUGGCUCCAGUGAAGUGUCUAGUAAUAUUUGAGAAAGCAUUUCUGAGGAACCACAGCCUCUCAAAGACACCAAGUUAGCUAUAGUAAAAGAAGGAGUUGUAGGUCUACGUCUUCCUCCAUCUGCUUGUGUUGUCAAGUUUUAGGCCAAAGACGUACUUACCAUUUAACCUGCUUGCAUACAUGUUCAGCUGUUAGAGUUGCAAUGAAGCUCCACCAUUGUUAUGCCUUAUUUAGAGAGUCUAACUAAUAACAUGACAGCCUGAUAUCGCAUGUCCCCGUCUGUGCAUUUAGGCAUCAGUGCGUGGAAGUGGAAGUUUCUACAGAUGUCAUCAUUACAGUCCCUGCAAAUGCAUCUUCUUUGACAUUUCAUUAGCGUGUCAGAAUGUCCUCAUCAGAUAUGAGUUGAAAGUAUGAAAACUAAACUAAUACAAAGAAAGCCACGGAUGCACUGAGCUUAAAGUUUUUACGGUCAGUCUUUUAACCAAAACACAGAUCUGAUUUCCAGGAGUUGCAGGUCUACGUCUCCCUCAAGUUGCGGGUUAAGUGUUGCCACAACAUUAAGCCUCCAGAAAAGAAUGACUGCCCAAGGAAGAAGUAGAUCACCAAUUUGUGUAAUUUGCAAGGUGUGAUUUACAUCUGCGUUUCAGUCAUUUCUGAGGACGAGCACAGCCCUAGGAGGUAGACCACCAACUCCUGAGUAUUGCAAGUUAAAAGAACCAGUUUUGUCAAGAGUUUUGAAGUUUUGAAGAGCACUUGGCCCUGAAUUGAUUAAGACGACAAAAUCGAAUAAUAACACUCCAGAAAGAAAUGACUAACCAAGGAGGAGGUAGACCACCAACUCCUGUGUUUUGCAAGUUAAAAGAACCAGUUUUGUCUACAGAGUUUUGAAGUUUCGAAGAGCACUUGGCCCUGAUUUGAUUAUUUAAGACGACAAAAUCAACUAACACUUCCAUAAAAUUGUUACUGCCCAAGAAGAGGUAGACCACCAACUCCUGUGCUUUGCAAGUUGAAAUAACCACCUUUAUCAAUGUAGUUGUGCAGUUUUGAAGAGAACGUGUCCCCUAAAUGACUUUUUAAGAUUAACAACAUCAAGUAACAGUCCAUAAAAUCGUGACUGACCAAGGAAGGUGUUUUUCGAGGAUAAGCACAGCCUCAGGAGAUAUGUAGCAGCCAUCAUGCCUAUGCAUGCCCACAAGUAUAGCUCCAGCCUACUAGCUCUCUCCAAAGCAACCAAACUCCCUUUGAUUAAAGUCUAAUUUAGUUGCUGCAAAACAGUGGUGUUGCUGGUCUACCUCUCCCUUGAGCUGUAUGUUGUUGAGUACUGCCACAACAUUUAUUCAGAUUGAAACUGAAAAUUGAAAUAAACAAAGUCAACAAUGUCCAUUCCAGGAAAUAAUGACCACUGCCUAAGGAGGUGGUAGACCACCAACUCCUGUGUUUUGCAAGUUAGGAUAACUGCCAUGAAAAUAUCACCAAAAAAGGAUGUAAGAGAAUCCUGGCAGCAGCUGUAGACCUGGAAACCUUAAAAAGACAAAUUGGAUUGGUUUCUCUUCUGCCAUUAUCAGAAGUCCUGCUGCUGCUUCUUUAAAUUAGGCGACAAAGAAGAAGUGGAGAACAGCUCACGUUGACUGUGUUUUUUCCACUUAUCCCAAAUGUAGAAACUCCAGUGGUUUUCAGAUCUAUUUAAUAUUAAGAACUUAAAAUAUGUAAAUCACAGCCCAUGUUUAAAAUGAGAACUUUCCCUUUAAAUGUCAGUGUUUUACAUGUAACAUGGCGUCUGAGGCCGUUUCUCGUUAAGGAUGGACUCAUUAGAUUUAGAUGCUUUUACAGAAUAAGAGGAGUUAAACUAACAUGAAGGGACCUCUAAUUGCUCUAAUAUUUAAAGGAGAGCAGGCCAAUUUCCUUUUCUAAAAUCCUAUUAAACAUUUUAGCGCUCAGACAACAGAUCAACUCUCUGGUGGGGUGGAAAUGAGCUCAAGGGUGCAUUUUUUGAACAAAGUUUUCCUUUUUUAUUAACAAUAUGAUGAAAAUGUUUAUGGUAUUAUGUUGAGGUGACAGCUGGUGUGGGUUGAUCUUUUUUUAAUAGUUUUAAAGUGAAAGCACUUGUAUGAGAGCGGACACUGAAGCCUGCCUUUUGUGUUGAACUCCACAGUGUCCAUUGUUCGGGUCACGUUUGCCAUAGCAGGUGGAAAUAUGAACUCGUGCUUCCAGACCAUAUUUUUUUGUGUUUUGUACAAAGAAGCUAAACUAGCAGAAAGCAUCGCACACUGGACGACUUCAGUGGAGGGGAAAACUCUUGUUGACACGUCCAAACUGCCCCCACAUUCAAGCUGUGAGGCUUCAGUUGAAUGUUUUUGGCCGGGCUGUCCCCUCCAAUGAAGCCGGGGUGUGUGGUGAUGCCUGCGCUGGCACCAGCUGUCACAUCUUUGCUGUUUUUUUUCUCAUUAUGUUCAUGUUUAGUGUUGUUUAAGAUAGAUGGCACAGAUGGACUGCAGUCCAUUUUCAUUGGUUCACAAAUAAAAGUUUUAAAUUUUGA